Messenger RNA from Neltuma alba, 1418 nucleotides. RefSeq lists its product as uncharacterized. Lineage: Eukaryota; Viridiplantae; Streptophyta; Magnoliopsida; Fabales; Fabaceae. Bases 83 to 1288 code for a protein of 401 amino acids. The record is from RefSeq and is a predicted model, not a curated record. The transcript has 2 exons.
ACUGCACAACCCCUUGAAUUCUCCUCCUUUCUCAUUCGACUCAAUUCGGUGGAUGCAGAGUUAGAUACAGAUCCUGAAUCCCAUGGCUCCUCCAUCGUCUUUCCGGCUUGAUUCUAACCCAGCUAUGCAAUCCCACAAUCUCCGUCGUCAGCUUAAACAGGACCCUCAUCUCUCUGCUACCUGCAUCCGUAGUCUGGUGAAACAGUUAGCCCCCUCCAGAUCAAAAGACUCCAUGCACCCUGACCUUUCCCCGCCUCCGAAUUCUACCACACAAGGCGAAGUUUCAGAUGCUUCACCCACUCAAAAAUCCACACACCGCCGACCACAUAAAAGACAAGUUCGCAGGAGACUCCACCCCACUAGGCCCUACCAAGAUAGGCUUCUGAACAUGGCAGAGGCUAGGAAGGAGAUUGCUACUGCCCUCAAAUUUCACAGAGCUUCCAUGAAACAAGCCACCCAACGCCCACAACAAGAAGCCAAACAGCAGCAGCAGCACCCGACAGUACCCAUCCUUCCACCGCAACACCCGUGUUUUGCGCAAGACGGAGGAAUUAUGUCUCAGAGAAAUCCCAGAAUAUACCCAUCAUGCACCAACAAUUUCUCGAAUCUCGUGGAUGAUUUUUCCUUUUCGUCUUUCUCUCAUCCUGCUCUGUCUCUUCCAAAUCCCCCGAACUGGCCCCCCGCCUCCCCAGCUGCUCCACCGCGAAUGGCUGGAAACCUCAGUUACAACCUUCCUAAUCGCCCUUUGGGAUUGAACCUCAAUUUUCAGGAUUUCGUCAACUUAGAUGCUCCUCUUUACGUCGAUAACAACAACGCGUCAUUUUAUUCGCACUCAUCUUCAUCAUCAUCUUCUCCUUCACUUUCUGUGUCAGCUGAUCAGGAAGUUCCUUCGGUUGCAAUAUCACAGGGAGAGGGAACCUCUGCUCUGGCGGAUGCUAUUGACUCCAUUGCUGCCACUCAGGUUGCUGGAGGUAAACAUACAGCUAUGGGCGACGAAGGAAUGGCGGAGAUCGGAUCGCGGGGAGAGCGAUGUCAAGCAGAAUGGAACGACACUAUGAAUUGGGUCACAUCAGCACUGUGGCCCAAGUUCAUGAAGAACGUGGAACAUCAGGCCACCGAAGAGGAUGCCGCACACCCUAUUUUUGAUGGACCCAUGGAGUUUCCAGACUGGUUGAAUGCAAAUGAGAGGUGCUUUGAACAGUGCUCGGAGCAAUCCGUCUUAGAUCCUACUUUACCUUGCAUGGACAUAGGCGAUUUUGAAGGUGUGGGCGAAGAGUGGCUAGCAUGACAAAGGCUUAAUUUCUGGAUGAAGAUUUGUUAGCAUGGCAAGGAUUAGCCUUCCUUUUAUGCUGGGUUAAAUUUCAGUGGAUUGUUUUUGGCUAUUCCUAGUCCCCCCCCCCCGGCUCUUAUGAAUAAGG